AUGGAUCACGGCGACGGCGAGGGCCGCGUCGUGGCGGCGGCGAGCCUCGCGGCGGCGCGGCGCACGCUGCGUGCCGGCGUGGACAAGUCGCGCGCGCUGGGACACGCGCUGGCCCGCGCGGGGCCACGCCUGGAGGAGAUCCAGGCGGCGCUGCCGGCGCUGGAGGCCGCGGUGCGCCCGAUGCGCGCGCCGCGAGCCGAGCUCGCCGCCGCCGGGCCCCACAUCGACCGCGCCGUGGGCCCCGCCGCCGCCGUGCUCAAGGUGUUCGACGCCGUGCACGGCCUCGAGCCUCCGCUGCUGGCGCCUGGCACGGCCGGGGACCUGCCGGGGUACCUCGCCGUCCUGGCGCAGCUCGAGGAGGCGCACAGGUUCCUCGCCGACAACUGCGGGCUCGCCGCGCAGUGGCUCGCCGACAUUGUCGAGUACCUCGGCGACCGCGACCUCGCCGACCCGCGCUUCCUCGCCGACCUCGGGGUCACGCUCGACGAGCUCAGGACACCCCCCGCCGGCGACCUCGACGGCGGGCUCCUCGCCGCCGCACUCGGUAUCCUCGAGGCCGAGUUCCGCCGCCUCCUCGCCGACCACUCCGCGCCGCUCGCGCCGCUCGCGAUGCCGCAGCCCGGCGCCGCCGCUGGCUCGGCCGCGCCGUCCCGCGUGCCUGCCGCCGCCGUCCACAAGCUCACCCUCAUUCUCGAUCGCCUCGUGGCCAACGGCAGGCAAGACCGCUGCAUGGCCGCUUAUAUCGAUGCGCGAGGGGGUGUGGUCAGUGCCAGUCUUCGCGCCCUCGGCCUCGACUACCUCCGCGACCCGUCUCAGGACGCGCAGGCAUUGGGACCUGCUCUUGAGUCGUGGGGGCGGCAUUUAGAGUUUGUGGUGCGCCGUCUCCUCGAGUCGGAGCGGCAGCUCUGUGCCAAGGUGUUUGGGCAGCAUAAGGGUGCCGCGUCCGCGUGCUUUGCAGAGGUGGCGGCACAAACCAGGGUUCUUGAAUUCUUGAGGUUUGGCCGUGCAGUUGCUGAUGCCAAGAAGGAUCCCAUCAAGCUCCAGCGUCUGCUGGAGGUGUUUGAUUCUUUGAAUAAGCUGAGGCUGGACUUCAAUAGGUUGUUCGGUGGCAAAGCGUGUGCGGAGAUUCAGAGCCAGACAAGGGACCUAGUCAAGUUGUUGAUAGAUGGUGCUGUCGAGAUCUUUGAGGAGUUGAUUGUGCAGGUGGAGCUGCAGCGGCACAUGCCUCCCCCAGUUGAUGGGGGCGUGCCGCGCUUAGUUGCCUUUGUCGUCGAGUACUGCAACCGACUGCUUGGUGAGCAAUACAGGCCUGUAAUUGGGCAGGUGCUAACUAUCCAUCGCAGCUGGCGCAAAGAGGUGUUCAAUGACAGGAUGCUUGUUGACGCGGUGCUAAACAUUGUCAAGGCCCUUGAAGCUAACUUUGAUGUUUGGUCAAAGGCAUAUGACAAUGCUACGCUGUCGUAUCUCUUUAUGAUGAAUACCCAUUGGCAUUUCUUUAGGCAUCUGAAGGCUACUAAGCUAGGAGAGGUCUUGGGUGAUGUGUGGCUGCGAGAGCAUGAACAAUACAAGGAAUACUACUUGUCAAUGUUCAUCAGGGAGAGCUGGGGAGCACUUUCGCCGCUACUGAACCGGGAGGGAUUAAUAUUGUUCUCCAAGGGCCGGGCCACGGCAAGGGACCUGGUGAAGCAGCGCCUCAAAACAUUCAAUUCGAGCUUUGAUGAGAUGCAUUGCAGGCAAUCGUCGUGGGUUAUACCAGACAAGGAUUUGCGGGAGAGGACAUGUAAUCUUGUGGUGCAGACUAUUGUUCCUACCUACCGGAGCUACAUGCAGAAUUAUGGGCCACUUGUGGAGCAAGAGGGAAAUGCCAGCAAGUAUGUAAGGUACACUGUCGAUGGUUUGGAGAAGAUGCUCAGUGCCCUCUACAUGCCCCGGCCCAGGAGGGCUGUGAGCUUCCAGAUCAAGCACUCGAGUGGCAAUAUUGCCAGUGCAAUGACUGGGUUGCAUCGGAGUGCUUCUGCAGUGAAAUAG
Miscanthus lutarioriparius is the source of this 2028-nucleotide messenger RNA. The record is from the annotation of a GenBank genome assembly. Lineage: Eukaryota; Viridiplantae; Streptophyta; Magnoliopsida; Poales; Poaceae.